Rangifer tarandus platyrhynchus (Svalbard reindeer) is the source of this 576-nucleotide messenger RNA. The record is from the annotation of a GenBank genome assembly. Lineage: Eukaryota; Metazoa; Chordata; Mammalia; Artiodactyla; Cervidae.
AUGGUAACUGAUUUUGACUCAGAGUGGCCUAAAGGCCAUGGGAAAUCUGUGCUCGAUAGAGAUGCUUGCCGUGUGCAGAAAGCAACUUUCCAAAUGUGUGGGCCUUCAGGGAUGAUUGGUUUUCAUAUGGUGGGGAUGGACUCCAGUGAUCCUUCUCUGCUCUUCUCCUGGCUCCCCUGGGCAUUUGGCUGCAGAUCUCAUCUCACAGUGUUGGAGUCUCAUCUCUGGUUUCAGUGCUGUGGUCCAAGCCCAUGCAGCUCACAGGGUGGUCCAUGUGCCAGCAGCACCUCCAUCACCUGGGUGCUUGUUAGAAAUACAGAAUCUUGCCCCUGCUCCCCUUCUACUACUGAUUCAGAAUCUUCACUUUUAAUAAGAUCCCCAGUCUAUUCAUAUGCACACAAAGGUUUGCGAAACACUGCUGUAAUCCAGAGAAGUCCCCAGGACCUCUGUGUGUGUGUGUGUGUGUGUGUGUGUGUGUGUGUGUGUGUGCGCGCACACACAGCGAAUGAAUUACAGGGGUGCAGUGAAGAACUGAUUCUUACAGUCUUCAGGUGGCCAUGUAGGAUGACCAGCUAA